CUUGUCAUCCCCUCCCUCUUCUGCUUCCCAGACACUGAGUCUGGGAUGAAAAUUCACCUGCCUCUGAGUUGGCCACUGGUGGGGGGGGGGUGGGGUGUUACUUGGCUUCCCAGGUUGGAAGAUUAUCUCACCAGUCCUAGCUAUAUAAGCUGGCUGGUGUGGAGGGGUUCAGCAGAGCCAACUCGAGGGACUCAUUCCACAGGAGAAAAACAUACAGACUGACUUCAGGCCAACAUGAUGGUACUGAAAGUAGAAGAACUGGUUACAGGGAAGAAAAAUAGCAGUGGGGAGACAGGGGAGUUCCUUCCUGAAGAUUUCAGAGAUGGAGAGUAUGAAGCUGCUGUUACUAGAGAGAAACAGGAAGACCUGAAAACCCUUCCAGCCCACUCUGUGAGCCUGGGGGAGCAACAGUGGAAAACUGAGAAACAACGAGAAGCAGAGCUCAAGAAGAAAAAACUAGAACAAAGAUCAAAACUUGAAAAUUUAGAAGAUCUUGAAAUAAUUGUUCAACUGAAGAAAAGGAAAAAAUACAAGAAAAUGAAAGUUCCAGUUGUGAAGGACGCUGAACCGGAAAUCAUCACAGAACCUGUGGAUGUGCCUAGGUUUCUGAAGGCUGCCCUGGAGAAUAAACUGCCAGUUGUAGAAAAAUUCUUGUCAGACAAGAACAAUCCAGAUGUCUGUGAUGAGUACAAGCGGACAGCUCUUCACAGAGCGUGCUUGGAAGGACAUUUGGCAAUUGUGGAGAAGUUAAUAGAAGCUGGAGCCCAGAUCGAAUUCCGUGAUAUGCUUGAAUCCACAGCCCUUCACUGGACAAGUCGUGGAGGAAACCUGGAUGUCUUAAAAUUGUUGCUGAACAAAGGAGCAAAAAUCAAUGCAAGAGAUAAGCUGCUCAGCACAGCGCUGCACGUGGCGGUGAGGACAGGCCACUACGAGUGUGCGGAGCAUCUCAUAGCCUGCGAGGCAGACCUCAGCGCCAAAGACCGCGAAGGAGAUACCCCUCUGCAUGACGCCGUGAGAAUGAAUCGCUACAAGAUGAUCAGGCUCCUGAUUAUCCAUGGCGCUGACCUCAACGCCAAGAACUGUGCUGGGAAGACUCCCAUGGAUCUGGUUCUACACUGGCAGAAUGGCACCAAAGCAAUAUUCGACAGCCUCAAGGAGAACUCCUUCAAAGCCUCCCGCAUAGCCACGUUCUGAGCAAACGACACAUCAGCUGCUCUUCGCCAGUAUUUUGAAGGCACAGCCUCAAAGAAUAGCAAUUAAUCAUACAAUCCAGCUGUUAAUCAACUUGUUGUAAAGCUGCACUUAAUGAAGUUUGGAGAAAGCACAGUGAUAUAGGUUUUGAAAAUUGCCUUCAUGAAACUUGCUCUA
Messenger RNA from Talpa occidentalis (Iberian mole), 1368 nucleotides. RefSeq names its product ankyrin repeat domain 1 (gene ANKRD1). Gene Ontology annotation, cellular component: nucleus. The record is from RefSeq and is a predicted model, not a curated record. Gene Ontology annotation, molecular function: RNA polymerase II-specific DNA-binding transcription factor binding. Gene Ontology annotation, biological process: regulation of transcription by RNA polymerase II. Bases 235 to 1194 code for a protein of 319 amino acids. The transcript is spliced from 9 exons. NCBI's taxonomy places the organism in Eukaryota, Metazoa, Chordata, Mammalia, Eulipotyphla, Talpidae.